Molecule: messenger RNA, 1923 nt
Organism: Anopheles marshallii
Lineage: Eukaryota; Metazoa; Arthropoda; Insecta; Diptera; Culicidae
Gene: heca
Product: headcase protein
Exons: 6
Coding region: 1-1923 (640 amino acids)
Source: RefSeq, a predicted model, not a curated record
AUGGCACCAUUACGUGCGGGACGAACCGCUGUCAGUGAGGGACUUAUCCAGCAUCCCUCCUGCCUGAACCAGCCCACGAUCACGACAUCGAUCGGUGGCGGUGUGUACGAUCCGUUCUCGUGGGGCGUGAGCGGUGACUCCGACCAUGGCUUCGAAUCGUCCCAGUCGGGUGACGGGUCCGGUUCGGAGGGUGCCGGCAUGGUACGUUGCUGCAUGCCGAUCGGUGAGUGCAUGAAGCCGAAAAGUGGCAACCCAUUCUCGGAACUGGGCGCGAUGAUCAAUCUGGAGGAUCUGCGCGAAUGCGUGCGUGUCCAGUGCAGCAACGACUCGUGCACCGCCGGCCAGUACAUGCACCGGGAGUGCUUCGACCGGUGGGAGGAUGAAGUGAUGGCAUACUUGAAAUCUACCGCCCGUGCACGGUCCUGGUCGGAUAAGCAACGGCAGCAGUACCUCUGGACGAAGAAGGGCUACGAUCUGGUGCACAAGGUGUGCGCCUGCAAGUGCGGACGUGGCAACCUGAAGAAGGACCUGGACUGGAAUGCUCCAACCACGGCCACGAUGUUCGGUCGCGCCCUCGUAGGCAGCGGUGGUGGUGGCGUUAUCAUUGGAGAUGGUUCCAUUGACGUUGAUGCCAUUGGGGUUGGUGGCAUGCUUGGUCCGAUCGGGGGCCGCGAAGAUGAAAGUGCCAAGAAGCAGAAGAAAAAGAAGAACCGGCACAAUCAGAAAUUGGCGAUCUCGACCAGCGCUAGCAGCAGUGCUAACAGUAGCGCCACCAGCAGUCCCAACAGCCAGCAACAGCAGCUACGGCAGCAGCAAACCGAUCUUAUUCUUCAGCAUCACCAUCAUCUGCUGCAGCAGCAGCAGCAACAUCAAUCCUCGGAGCAGCAACAUCAACUAAAGCUGCUGUCAAUACUGAGCAAGAUAAGUGUUUCGUCAUCGAAUACUGCAGCGACUCCCAUGCGGCGCGGGACCAAUCAACCACCCGGUCUUGGGGGGCUGGUGAUCAAUGGCAUACAUUCACACAUGCAGCAGCAGGCGCAGCAUCUGCAUCACGGUGCGGCAAUCGGCAUGGCAUCGGCCUCUGCUACGGCCCGUAUGCGUGCCAACAGCCUGUCGUCGAUCAGCAAUGGGUCCUGCACACCGCCAGCUUCUUCGAUCGGUGGCUCGGAACAGUCCAUCUCACCGAUCCACAACCAAGCACCGAGCCCGGCCAGCAUUGCCAAGUUACCGCUGACACCGAAGUCGAAAGUUGAGCUGCAUUCUGAGCGUGUUCGAGCUACAUCUGGUGCCAAUGGGAUCUUCUCACGGCGUUUAGACUUUUCGUCGUUCAACGUAUUGCCGCGACAGCGAAUAAACUCCUAUUCGAUAAAGAUCGAGGAUGAAGGCAAUCACGGAAACGACGAAACACGUCUGUUUAUUCUGUCUUCGCUAGCCGCACAGCAUAAGAGUCGCGUUGCGUGUGUGCUCUGCGAGGAACCGAUGCUAGUCUUUGACCGCUAUCCCCUGGUCGAUGGAACGUUCUUUCUCAGCCCGAAACAACACAACAAAGGGUGCAUUGAGGUGAAGUACGAGAAUCGUGUCCAAUAUCUGACAUCCGUCUGCAUGGCGUGCUUGGAAGGCGUCGAGCCAAACCGUGUCGUACGGUGCAGAUUCUGUGUAAAUAAGUGGGACGGUUCAUCGCUUGUUCUAGGAACUAUGUACUCUUAUGACAUCUUCGCCGCUAUGCCAUGCUGUACGGAACGUUUGAAGUGUAACAACUGCUUCAAAAUGAUGCUGUCUCCAAAUCAACGGCUGAACUUCUACAGUGACUACAGCCACAGCGUGUCGUGUCCGUAUUGUUCGGCACAGGACAAUCACUUUGUGAAGCCGCUGAGCUACUGCUACACCAAGCAGCCGAUGCAGUUUUUCCAGCACUGGCCAUAA